Molecule: messenger RNA, 942 nt
Organism: Dermacentor silvarum
Lineage: Eukaryota; Metazoa; Arthropoda; Arachnida; Ixodida; Ixodidae
Exons: 1
Coding region: 1-942 (313 amino acids)
Source: RefSeq, a predicted model, not a curated record
AUGGUCAGCCUUACUGUCCACCACCAGCCCAUACAAUUUGAAGUUGAUUCGAUAGCAGCAUGCACGCUCAUCAGCGAGGAUACGUACCGCAACGCAUGGCCACGGAACGCACCAGCACUUUUCGAUGAGGACACAUACCUGAGAACGUGGUCAGGACAAUACCUGCCACUUCUAGGUAGUGCCAACGUAGAAGUUGCGUACAACGGCACUAUUGCAAAGCUGCCUCUCGUGAUUGUGAAGGGCACUGAAUCCAGCCUCUUGGGCAGAAACUGGUUCGACGCGCUCAAGAUCGCAAUCUGUGGCAUCAACCAGGCACCAGAGGAACGCCCGAUCGAGCGACAAAAGCUGGUCCAGCGGCUGCAGAAGAAGUACCAGACAGUCUUCUCUGGAGAAAUUCCUGGACAUAACGAGCCACCGGUUGACCUCGAGCUUCACCCGGACGCCAGUCCGAAGUUUCUGAAGGCCAGACCUAUACCGUUAUCCCUGCAACCUGCUUACGAGAGGGAGCUCAACAAACUGGAACAACAGGCUAUCAUUGAACCCACCCAACACUCAGACUGGGCCACACCAAUGGUCGCAGUGAGGAAGAAAAACGGAAGCCUACGUAUUUGCGGGGACUACCGGUUUAGCAUAAACUUGGCGACAAAAUCGUCCUCGUACCCGCUGCCAACACCGCAGGAAGUCUUCAGUACUCUACGUGGAGGAAAGAUUUUCAGCGCGCUGGACCUAACCCAAGCAUACCAGCAGCUGAAGGUGAGCGAGAAAACUUCGGAAGUGCUCACUCUUAACACUACUAAAGGACUGUACAGGGUUAAGCGACUACCAUUUGGAGUAGCGGCAGCUCCAGAAAUUUUCCAAAAGUACAUGGAAUCCCAGAUUCAAGGAAUCCCGGGCGUGUGCGUCUACUUGGACGACAGUAAUCAUCACCGGCACAAGCAGUGA